AAAACAACUGAUGUUGACAGUUUGGGAGGUUUGCGAUUGGCGAUAUGACGUUUCUGUUUUCCUUCGAACAAUUUCAAGUUUUGUAGAUAAGAAAAUUUCAAGUCAAUCAAAAUUUCGCUUUUACGCAACUUAAGCAUGUGGAAGCACUCCAAAACUGAUCCAGUUAGCGAAAAGGAUGCAAUAUUCCACGAAUUAGUAGAUGAAGUGAAACAUUCUACCCCUGGAGCGAAGAUAUCGUUUGUUUUGCGAAACAAACUAGAAAAGUUUUCAUUUGACGCACGUAAAGAAAUUGUAAACAGAGUAAAACAAGGGUGUUCUCCAUUAUUCAUUGCAUGCAAGAAAGGACAAGUGGAGAUCGUAGAAUAUUUAAUUCAAACUUGUGGGGCUGAUAUCGAACAGAAGGGGCUAUAUGAGGUUCAAGAGGAUAGAUCCACUCAUGUUGUAACUCCCAUAUGGUGUGCAGCUGUCUCAGGCAAGCUUAGUGUGGUAGAGAUUCUACUUAAAGCUGGUGCAGAUAUAAAUUCUCUCUCAGAUAGUGGUUCAACUCCAAUAAGGUCGGCUUGUUUUAUGACUCACUUUGAAGUUGUUAAAUAUUUAGUAGAACAUAAUGCCCAUAUAAAUAAACCAAAUUAUAAUGGUGGUACUUGUCUCAUAAACUCAGUUCAAAGUGCUGUACUCUGUGAAUUUUUAUUAAGACAUGGAGCAGAUGUAAAUGCCAAUGAUAUUCAAAACAAAACUGCAUUACAUUAUGCCAUUCAGGAACAUAGAUUAGAAACUACAAAACUACUUUUAAAAUAUGGUGCCAAUUACAAUGCAGUGUCACGAUACGGAGACGAUGCUCUUCAAAUGGCUUGUCUUAAAGGAGCUUCAAGAAUUUUUGAAUACUUAACUCUGAAUAUAUCUUAUCAUCCAGAACGACUUGCUAAUUCUCAUGAACUUAUGGGAGCAACAUUUCUUGACGAGCACAAUGAUAUAUCAAUUUGCUUAAAACACUGGAAACAGGCACUUAUAAUACGACAACAAAAUGGAUUGCUGCCAAAACAACCACAAAUGGUUCCAAACGAGGCAUACCGAUAUCAGAAAGAAUUUGAUACCUUGGAAGAAUUAGAAGCUCUUUCGGGUGAUUUAGACUCUAUCAGACUUCAGAGUUUAUUAAUUGCUGAGAGGAUUUUGGGAUCUCAUCACAAAGAUUAUAUAUUUCGGCUUAUGUAUAGAGGUGCAUCUUAUGCUGAUGUAAUGCGAUAUCAGAGAUGCAUAGAUUUAUGGCGAAGAGCUCUACAAAUUCGAAUAGAGAGAGAUACCAUUUUAUAUACGGAUUCCUGCUUUACUGCACAAGCUUUAGUCAGACUGAUGGUUGAUUACAAUAUUAAAUCUAUUCAAAAUAAAGUCCCCAACAUCCAACAAAGAUUUCAUGAUGUAGUUGAGACUUUCAAAUUAUUAACUUAUGACAUUCUAGAGAUGAGAAAUUUAUUAGCUAUUAAACCCCAAUAUAAACGACAGUUAGAAUGUUUUGAAAAAAUUGUAAAAUGUAUUACUCAUUUAAUCUAUCUUAUGAUUGAGACUGCUGAUACUCCUGAGAACAACGAAAUAGUUAAGAGCUUAGUUACAGAAUUGUUGAAGAAAAAUGUCAAGUGCAUUGUAGUUGGCGAUUCAGUUUUACAUUUAUGCGUUUCAAGGCUUAAUACUAUAAAGUCCAGUUAUUUUAUUGAUGAAGAAGCAAUUAUUAUUUUUCCCCGAGAAAGUGUGAUAAAGGUAUUACUGGAAUGUAAUGCGAAUGUCAACGCCAAAAAUGAACGUGGAUGUACACCUUUACAUAUAGCAACAAAACCCUAUAAUUAUGACAACAAUUUGGUGAAGCUACUACUUGACUACGGAGCUCAUUUGGAUCAACCUGACUGCCAAGGAAAGACUCCAUUGGACUCCAUUUCCGAUUUGGUUCGACAUAAUCUCGCUUACAUUUCCCUUAUCAACUACACAAACUUAAAAUGUCUAUGCGCAUCUCUGAUAACUAAAAACAAGAUUCCUUAUGAAGGCCAAAUACCCAAAACGUUGGAAAAUUUUGUCAAGUUACACGAACCUUAGCAUGAGGAAUACGAUAAGACAAAAAUCGUCGUGAAUCAUCAACAAGUAUUAGCUUGUAUAAUCCUUACCAGCGGUGAGAAAGAAUCGAAAGUUUUAAAUAAAAUCUUGAUAAUCGCAAAUCACUAAGAUUAAAUGGUUGUAUAUAUAAUUUGUUAAAAUUUGUGUCAGUGCAAUUACGUGUUUUAUAGAAUAAAGAAAACUUAAUUA
Messenger RNA from Sitophilus oryzae (rice weevil), 2289 nucleotides. RefSeq names its product protein fem-1 homolog C (gene m-cup). NCBI's taxonomy places the organism in Eukaryota, Metazoa, Arthropoda, Insecta, Coleoptera, Curculionidae. The coding region runs from base 136 to 2082 and encodes 648 amino acids. The transcript has 10 exons. The record is from RefSeq and is a predicted model, not a curated record. Gene Ontology annotation, molecular function: protein binding.